ACUCACUCGGGAGGGUGGGAGAGGAGAGCAGCGCUUGUGUGGACGGUGGGCCGGACGGCCAAUAUAAACAGUAGCCAAGCGGGCAUGAGCCAGCCCCGGCCUGGUCGCCUUCCCUGCCAGGCCCCCGGCGUCGCCCCCAUGGCAGGCAGGAUCAGCUUCACCGUCCGGAGCCUCUUGGAUUUACCCGAGAACGAGGGCGAAGGAAGCAGCGGCCAAAGCAGGAGAGACGCUGAGCCCAUGGAAAGGGGAUACAGAGGCGGAUCCCUCUUCGGGGAGUGGAUGGAGACCGACCGGAGCCAUUAUUUGUCUUCGGAUGAGAGCUGCAGCGAGAGCAGGACUCACCCUGCGGCGAUGGCUCCAGCGGAGGAGGAAGAGGAGGAAGAGGAAGAGGAGGAGAAGAAGAAGAAGCGGCGCGUGCUCUUCUCCAAGGCGCAGACUCUGGCGCUGGAGCGGCGCUUUCGGCAGCAGCGCUACCUGUCUGCGCCGGAGCGGGAGCAGCUGGCCCACUUGCUCCGCCUGACGCCCACCCAGGUCAAGAUCUGGUUCCAGAACCACCGCUACAAGAUGAAGCGGGCUAAGGGCGCCGAGCGAGGAGGCGGAGGAGGGGGCCUCGGGGGCGGCGAGGGGGCGCCUCUCCUGCGCCGGGUGGUGGUGCCCAUCCUGGUCCGGGACGGCAAGGCCUGCCAGAGCUGCAGCGGGGCGGCCAGCCCUCCAGGGCAGGACUACGGCGGAGGGGGGCUCGGCCUCCCCGGGACCUACCCGCCCUUUCCCCAGCCCGCCUCCCUCGGCCUCUUCCCCGCUUACCAGCACUUAGCGCCGCCGGCCCUGGUGUCCUGGAACUGGGGCUGAUGGGCAAGAGUGGGCGGCCGGUGCCGAAGAGCUCGGUCUGGCCAUCCUCGUUGCCUGCCCAUCGCCAUGCAAGAGAGACCCUCAGCGGCCGUCCCAGUGCCUUGAAGCCUUUGGACUGGUGCCUUCUCUCAAGGCACCGGAGGAACUAGCUGGGGCUUAUUCGUGGAGCCCCUCUUAACAGGGUCCCUCUCAGGAAACAUGACACUGCCGGUCUAUGUGAUAUUUCAAAACCCAUGUUAAAGCUAUGCGUGGUAGCUGUCUUUCAUUAUCUGUAGUGGAAGAUCUGUAGAGUCAGGUGGAAGACGGAGUCAUCUUGCCUUGGCUACUCCAGAAACAAGAACUCAAAUCAAUCAAUGGACUCAAAUUAGAAGAAAAGAGUUUUCAAUAGGUUGUGGAAGGCUUUCAUGGUUGGAAUCACUGGACUGCUAUAAGUUUCCCAGAAGCUCUAUGGCCAUGUUCCAGAAGCAUUCUCUCCUGACGUUUCACUCACAUCUAUGGCAGGCAUCCUCUGUUGGAAACUAGGCAAGUGGAGUUUAUAUAUCUGUGGAAAGUCCAGGUUGGGAGAAAUAACUCCAGUCUGUUGGAGGCAAGUGUGAAUGUUGCAAUUGAUCACCUUGAUUACCAUUUAAUGGCCUUUCAUAUUCACGGCCUGUCUGAUUCCUGCCUGAGGGAAUCCUUUGUUGGGGGUGUUAGCUGGCCCAGAUUGUUUCAUCUUCUGAAUUCCCCCGUUUUCAGAGUGUUGUUUUUUUUAUUUACUGUCCUGAUUUUUAAUACUGGUAGUCAGAUUUUGUUCAUUUUCAUUAUUGUGGAUUUCAGUGGCUUCUCUGUGUAGGCUGACAUGGUGGUUGUUAAAGUGGUUCAGCAUGUUUGUGUUCUCAAAUAAAACGAUCAUGGCCAGCUAACAGCUCCCAAUAAAGGAUUCCUACAGAAAGCCAGAUUUUAAAUCUGAGUCCCCUCGGGAGAAGGGCGGGGUAUAAAUGCAUGUAAUAAAUAAAUAAUAAAUAAGGCCAUUAAACACUAAUCACGGUGAUCAAUUGCAACAUUCACACUUGCAUCAAACAGACAAGAGUUCUUUCUCUGACCUUGGGCAUUCCACAUACUGUAUAUAUAAACCUCACUUGCCUAGUUUCCAACAAACCUCACACCUCUGAGGAUGCCUGCCAUAGAUGUGGGUGAAACGUCAGGAGAGAAUGCUUCUGGAACAUGGCUAUAACAGCCUGGAAAACCCACAGCAACCUAGAAAAGAGAUUCUAGCUAAUGCAAUAGAACAUAUUGGAACACUCCAUAUUGGGGUGUCCUUGAUUCACACUACUGACUAUGUUUUGAAGCUACUGACUUCAGUAGGUUCUUUAGAGCAAAAGAGUCACCCAUUUGCAGUCGUAGUUGAAUCCAAGCAGUUUCUCCACCUUCCACAAGUUGUCCACCACACUGAUAAUUAAGUGAAAGUUGACCUGUUCGAGAUGGGAGGGAGGGAUAAAUGCGAGGUGGACGACUGUUCAUCCUAUGCACUCUCUGUGAAUAAACCUCCAGGUAACAUAGUUUAGAAUGCAUAAUACCUAUUGCAGAAGAAGUGAUUCUAGGCCUAAAUCUAAUAGCUGGUUCCAGCUAUAAGUUCUGUCACCUAGGGAAAACCUAGGCCUAAAUUUAAUACUUGGUCCGAGAUGGAGUAGAACCACAACAAGGAAACCUACACAUAUGGCGACUCUUAAGCUAUCACAUGGUUUUCUUGACAAGAUUUUUUCAGAAGGGGUUUGCCUUUCUUUCAGGCUGGAUCUACACUGCCAUUAAAUCCAGAUUAUCAAAUCAAAUAAUCCACAUUAUCUGCUUUAACUGAAUUAUAUGAGUCUACAUAAUCCAGUUCAAAUAAAAUAAUUUGGAUUUUAAUGGCAGUGAAGAAGGGGCCUGAGAGAGUGUGACUUCCCAAGGUGACCCUGCGGCUUAUUCUCCAGCAGCGAUUCAACCCUGGUCUCCGAAAUCAUAGUCCAACUCUCGUACUUAGUGGACAUUGAAGUAUGUGGGAGAUGGAGGACUAAGAAAUCCAAGAGCAGAAGUCAUGAACUCCUAACACGGAUGGAGACCAUCUUCAAGGGCUACCACAGCGGUUUCGGCUUGUUAUUUUAGAAGGCAAGUCGGAAACAUAGAAUUAUGUUUUUGUAACAGUAUGACGGUUUUUGCUCUAAACAAAACGAAUAGUGAGUUGUAUUGGGAGAUAGUUUAUUUUCAAAUAGGACUUUCUUGCCCUGAUUAAUAAACUGGAUUGUUGACAAAAGGAGCUGGACAAAACUGAUAUUUCUUCUUGGGCUUUGUUUUGUUUUUUUAGUGUGAGAGGAAAGUGUUUUAUGCUAUGUCGGUUGAUGGUUUAGAUGCGAAUAAGUAGAAAGAAAGGCGAGCGGUCUGUAUGUGGUUAAUUUCUCAAAAGCUCCAGAUCCCGUUAAUGUUUCUAACCUCUUCCCUCAUUCUCAAAGUAAUAUUUGAGGCUGACAUCUAAGAUGAAGAUAAAUUUGUUGACUUACAUUGCGCCAGUAAAGAACUGGGAAACAACUUUCAGAUCUUGGGGCUCUUCUGGAGGGAACUCGCAUAAAAUUCAGGUAAGGAAAGGGGAAGGUUGAGCUGCCAGGUCUGAGUUUCUAAGCAUUAUAGCCGCCCCUCCUUUCUAAGCACUAUAGCCAUUUCCUUAGACUAGGGAGUCAUGAGAGUUGUAGUUUAGCAAGGUCUUUAGCCUUUUCUGCUAAGAGUGUUGGUGGUUCACCAAACUACAAAUCCCAAGAUUCCGCAACACUGAGCCACGCAGUAAUUCAAACUGUAUUAAUUCUACAUUAUAGAUACACCGGAUAUAAAGAAUUGCAAUCCCAUUUGAAAACUCCUCUUCGUAUCUGCCGAAGAGUGGCACGCCUCCAGGUCAAAUCCUGUUCUUGUUGUGCGCCUUUGAAACAUCUCCAAGUUAUGGCGACCCAAAAGCGACCCUCUCGCCCAGGUUUGCUGAGAAGAGGUUUGUCAUUGCCUUCCUCUGAACCUGAGAGAGGAGAAUGAUUCACCCACGGUCACGCAGUGGGUUUCCAUGGCCAAGCAAGGAGCUGAACCCUUGUCUCCAGAGUCCCAGUCCAACACUGGAAUCCCGGAAUCACUGCACUACACUGGCUCCUAGGUCAAAAAUACUCCUAAAUAUUGCAUUGAGAAGAAUUGGAAUUGAGAAGAAGAUAGCAACAUUAUCAAGACUAAAAAUACAUGAAUUCUAAAGGCUGAAAAUCUCGAGUGUUUUUUAAAACGUUUCAUGGAAGUUUUUAGCAGUGCUUGAAAUGUGAGGAUGGAAGGACAAUUUCAUGAUGGGGCAAAAUUCAUAUUUGGGAAGGGUGUUUGCUUCAUUCACGUUAUAUAAUCCUAUUCCAAAUACUUGCAUUUUCGCAUUUAUUUCCUGGGUUGGCGAAAUAAGAAAUAAAAAUAAAUGUUUUCUAAUUUACAAUACUGUAUUAUACAUGGGACCUCAGUGAGUUGAAGGCAAUUGUGAUUUCAUCCUAAAGGUGAUGACGGUGCAAUUAGUGUCUUUUUGUUUGCACGAGGCUAAUUUGAAGCAACUAUUACGUCUUCCCUUCAACUAAUUCAAUUGAAAUUGACUUUACUGCAAGUGGGGGGGGGGGGGGGGUCAGUGUUUUCCAAACUUCCCAUAUGUUGCUGGAUAUUGUUUGCCUCACCCGCCAUACAAUUGUACUGAAGAUUUCAAAGGGCUCAGUUCAAUUGGUAAUCCCAAGGAGAGUAUACCGACAGAAUCACUUAAUAAAUGUCAACAUGUAUGUGGA
Anolis carolinensis (green anole) is the source of this 4643-nucleotide messenger RNA. It is a transcript of the gene nkx2-8, whose product is annotated as NK2 homeobox 8. Gene Ontology annotation, molecular function: DNA-binding transcription factor activity, RNA polymerase II-specific; RNA polymerase II cis-regulatory region sequence-specific DNA binding. Bases 85 to 849 code for a protein of 254 amino acids. Gene Ontology annotation, biological process: regulation of transcription by RNA polymerase II; cell differentiation. The record is from RefSeq and is a predicted model, not a curated record. Lineage: Eukaryota; Metazoa; Chordata; Lepidosauria; Squamata; Anolidae. The transcript is spliced from 2 exons. Gene Ontology annotation, cellular component: nucleus.